This is a messenger RNA of Umbelopsis ramanniana AG, 1804 nucleotides long. RefSeq lists its product as uncharacterized. The record is from RefSeq and is a predicted model, not a curated record. Lineage: Eukaryota; Fungi; Mucoromycota; Umbelopsidomycetes; Umbelopsidales; Umbelopsidaceae. Gene Ontology annotation, cellular component: actin cortical patch. Gene Ontology annotation, molecular function: phosphatidate phosphatase activity. The transcript is spliced from 2 exons. Bases 176 to 1693 code for a protein of 505 amino acids.
GAUUUCCUUGUGCCAUGUUAUGACCUCCUUGCUAUUUCCAGUAUAUGGGAAAAUCUGGAAACGGGGGGCUCGAAUAUUUUCCACCAUGGGGUGCAAAUACUAAACAUCACCACUUUUUGUGUACAUCAUCACAGGACUCGCUAAAAGUCUGAUUGGCAACAAGGUUACCGACCCCAUGACAAGCACUUUCUUCGAGCAAAGGGCAUCCUACUUCCUUGCUAAUAACAAGAAAGAUUUAUCUUUCACCGUCGAUGCCGUCGGCGUGUUCCAGUAUGACGAUCAUCAUCACGUCAGCCACGAGCCCGACUCCUCCUCACCGACCUCCAACCGCUCUAAUUUCUUCAUGUCAUCGGAUUCGUCCAGCUCGGAAGACGACGAUGUUGCUAGUUAUUCUGAUGCAUCAGAAGGAACCAGUGCUUCAUCCACCGAAGACCAAUUUACCGAAGAUCUCUAUCAUAUCGAAAAAGGCGUCAAUAUGACCGCUCGAAAUGAUUUAAUUGUCCAAAACGAAACCGAACGGGUCGUUCUUUACCAAGAACAUGACUCUGAAGGUCUUCUAUCUCAAUCACCCAAACAAUUCGAUUCUAUUUUGACGGCUGCUGCCGAAAACGACCAGCCGCUUCCCUUGUCUCUUAGUGAUGCCUCGCCUAUAGCAGAUGUUUCUCAAGAUGGCAUGAGCAUCACUGUCAAAACCGGCCCUUCUGGCUUCUUCCAAGAAAACAUCAUUAUCCCUGAUACUCUCAUCAGCGCAUGGUCUGAGCACGCUGUUAAUCCCCGUAUUAUCCGCAUUAAAGCCACGUCCAACGAUGCGUGUUCAGCCGAUUGCUUUGGGCAAGUCAAUCUCUUGGAACCAGAAGGAAUAUCCAUUGUUUCGGAUAUUGACGAUACCAUAAAAGAUACCCAAGUCCUAUGCGGCGCAAAGACAGUUUUGCGUAAUACCUUCUUCAAGGCCGCCCAAGCCGUCGAUGGUAUGGCCGAUACCUACAAAUCCUUGUAUGAUCAUGGCCUAGACUUUCACUAUGUCUCCAACAGUCCUUUCCAAUUGGUGUCAAUGCUCAAGGAUUUCUUGCACGAAAACAAUUUCCCUCUUGGCAGUUUCCAUUUGAGAAUGUCUGGAAAUCCAUUAGCGCGAUUCACAGAAACACCUGGUCAAGCGAAACGAGACAGCGUGUUGCAGAUCAUGCAAGAUUUUCCCCAACGCAAAUUUAUCUUCAUUGGCGACUCUGGAGAAAUUGACCUUGAAAUUUAUUCAAGAAUCGCUCGCGAGCACCCUGGACGAGUUUUGAAAAUCUUCAUCCGGGAUGUCACCACGACUCAUAUGCAUCGAAAGGCGACUAAGAAAUCGGAAUCGUUUGACACCGCCACAUCUUCUUCAUUAAUGAAAAUAUCUCUUGGUACACGAAGACUCUCCCUUGGUCGGCAAACCUCAUCUAAUUCAGCUGAUUCAAGACUUGAAGGAGAAGGAUACCCAAUUUCAGAUCGAGGACUCCCCAGAAACAAUAGCUUUACAAGUAUGAGCACCAGCUCUCCCUCUACGCGAAAGUCGAUGAUUGACUUGUUCCGCGAACGUAUCAAGAAAGCCCAAGCUGAAUUGCCUGACGAUAUGAUUUCUUUGUUCACCACUAGCCAGGAAAUUACCUCUGAUCCCAUCGUACAAAAAGCUAUGCGAGAUCAAGCAUCGCAUUCAAAUUAGAUUUUCGUUUUAUUACAGUCAUCUUACUCUUACACAAUGCCCACUCCAAACCAUCGAUUUUUUGUAUAUAAUUUUAUUCACUCCUUCACACGUUUUGGUAUCAUUGUGAUC